AUGAAAUCUGCUGCUGCGCUUAAGAAACUGAGAGCUUUAAUGAAAAAUCUUACUUAUGUAAAUGAACCACUAAAUGCUUACAUAGUUCCAGAAACUGACUCCCAUUCAAGUGAAUAUUUGGCAGAAUGUGAUAAAAGAAGAUCAUUUAUUUCUGGCUUUACUGGCUCAUACGGCACUGCCAUUAUAACAGAUAAACAUGCUUGUUUAUGGACGGAUGGACGUUAUUUUAUUCAAGCCAGCAAAGAAUUAGAUAGUGAAUAUUGGACAUUAAUGAAAGAAGGUACUCCAUCUACUCCCAGUCAAGAAAUUUGGUUGGUUCAAAAUUUACCAGAAGGCAGCAGAGUUGGAGUUGAUCCUAAAUACAUGCAAUAUGAUAAAUGGAUUAUACUACAAACAGAAUUGGAAUCUUCAGGACUUAACCUUGUGCCUGUUAGUACGAAUCUUAUAGAUGUCAUUUGGGAAAAUAAACCUGAACCCCCCAAUUCAAUUAUUGAACCCCUGCCUUUUAAGUACAGCGGAAAAACUUCCAAAACGAAAAUAAAUGAAGUAAGAGCUUUAAUGAAAGAGAAAAAAGCUAAAAUUCUCGUUAUUACCGCACUGGAUGAAAUAGCAUGGUUGUUAAAUUUAAGAGGCUCAGACAUUGAAUAUAAUCCCGUUUUCUUUUCGUAU
Messenger RNA from Pediculus humanus corporis (human body louse), 669 nucleotides. RefSeq names its product xaa-pro aminopeptidase, putative. The transcript has 5 exons. NCBI's taxonomy places the organism in Eukaryota, Metazoa, Arthropoda, Insecta, Psocodea, Pediculidae. The record is from RefSeq and is a predicted model, not a curated record. The annotation marks the transcript as partial.